Messenger RNA from Rotaria sp. Silwood1, 720 nucleotides. The record is from the annotation of a GenBank genome assembly. Lineage: Eukaryota; Metazoa; Rotifera; Eurotatoria; Philodinida; Philodinidae.
AUGAGAAUAGCUAUAUUGGGUGCAUCCGCUUCGGCUUCCGGUGCUGUCGAUGGUAUUUUGACUUAUGGUAUCUCGUACAUGCAAGGCAUCGGUGGUCUGAAAAGCUGGCAAUGGACAUUUUUACUUGAAGGUUCUCCGAUAAUUCCACUUGGCGUUCUUGUCUAUCUUCUUCUUGACAAAGUACCAAAUGCUGUUCAGUGGUUGAAUAAUAUAGAGAAACAACUAUUGACAAAUCUUCUUCGAGAUGAUGCCGGUGUAGCUGACAGUGAAUCUAUCCCAGGAACUCGACUUUCAUGGAGACAAGUGCGCUAUGUUUUUAUUGAUUGGCAAAUCUAUCUGUACAGUAUUAUUGCUGGUGGCAAUUUUGCCGCUAUCAAAUAUCUGAUAACGUUCCUUCCAACUCUGACCAAAGCUGUUGGUUACACCAAAACUGAAGCACACUUAAUGACAGCACUACCUUAUGCUGUUGCAUGUGUUUGUGCGCUUCUGAUUUAUAGAGAAGUUGAUAAGCCGAUGUAUCAACGCGGGCACUUAAUUUGUGGUGGAUUGAUAGCUGUUAGUAUGGUUGCUACCAUUAUUUUACGCAUUUAUUUAAUGAAAGAAAAUAACCGGCGAACAAAUUUAUCAUCUGAGGAAUAUACACGUGAAGCUACUAUCAAAGAACCUUGCGAUCGCGUAGGUUCAUAUUUGAUUUCUUAUUUUACAACGUGUGUAUUCUAA